Hirsutella rhossiliensis is the source of this 630-nucleotide messenger RNA. RefSeq names its product putative protein family UPF0047. The transcript has 5 exons. The coding region runs from base 1 to 630 and encodes 209 amino acids. The record is from RefSeq and is a predicted model, not a curated record. NCBI's taxonomy places the organism in Eukaryota, Fungi, Ascomycota, Sordariomycetes, Hypocreales, Ophiocordycipitaceae.
AUGCCUCAACCAACCCACGGCAUUUCUACAACGGCCACCAUUGCCCUCAUCCUCAUCCUAUUCAUCGCCCUGUUCCCAGACCUCUUCCACCUCGUCUGGACCCUGCCCUUUAGCCUCCUCCGCUUCUCCUAUCCGAGCCCGCCCCAGCCAGACUGCCCGCCCACGCCCAUCCAGCAGCCGGCAGCUACCAUGAGCUGGUUCCAGAAGCAGUUCACGCUCCCGGCAAAGGCCCGCGGCUCGUACUUGAUCACCGACCAGGUCGUCACGGCCAUGCCCGAGAUCCGCGGCUACAAGGUUGGCCUGUUGAACCUCUUUGUGCAGCAUACGAGCUGUGCCCUGAGCUUGAAUGAAAACUGGGAUUCGGACGUCAGAGAAGACAUGAGCGAUGCGCUGGAUCGCAUCGCCCCGGCCGAAGGUCCCAAGGGCGAGGCUCUCUAUCGUCACGACGCCGAGGGACCCGAUGACAUGCCGGCCCAUAUCAAGUCUGCCUUGAUCGGCGCCAGCGUCACGAUCCCAAUCAAAGAUGGAAAGCUGGCUACAGGGACGUGGCAGGGCAUCUGGUACCUCGAGUUCCGGGCAAGCAAGCAUCAACGACGCAUCAUGGCCACCAUCCAGGGCGAAAAGGCAUGA